AUGCCGAAUGAGCAACAUCCUUGCUCAAGAUGGAAGGGCCCCCCUUCUGGACUGUACAAGCUAAAUUCAGAUGCAGCCUUCCAAGGGAGGCGGUUGAGAAUAGGAGGGAUCUUGAGGGAUGAGGAGGGGGUGGCAGUGGUGACUUAUUGUUCGACUGAAGAUGGGAAGUUUGAUGUGGCAGUUGGCGAGGCAAUGGCUAUGCGUUCUAGCCUCAAGAUAGCUAUGGAAGCGGGUUUUAGGAAUUUUAUCCUGGAAACUGAUAAUAUAAGGUUGUUCCAUCAUUUGAAGAAGGCCUCCUCUCCUCCUUGCUAUUUUGGUAGAUUGGUGAAGGAUAUCCUAACUUUGUCGAGGAAUUGUCAGAGCUGUGUUUUUUCUUUCGUCAAAAGGUCCAGGAAUGGUGCUGCUCAUAGCUUAGCAAAGUUGAGUUUUUCUUUUAGUGAAUAUCGAGUGUGGCUUGAAGAGUACCCUCCUGAAAUUCAGGGGGUUUUAUGUACCGAUAUUGAAAAUUUGAUGAUUUGA
This is a messenger RNA of Chenopodium quinoa (quinoa), 519 nucleotides long. RefSeq lists its product as uncharacterized. The coding region runs from base 1 to 519 and encodes 172 amino acids. The transcript has a single exon. Lineage: Eukaryota; Viridiplantae; Streptophyta; Magnoliopsida; Caryophyllales; Amaranthaceae. Gene Ontology annotation, molecular function: RNA-DNA hybrid ribonuclease activity; nucleic acid binding. The record is from RefSeq and is a predicted model, not a curated record.